Messenger RNA from Pezoporus flaviventris, 3443 nucleotides. It is a transcript of the gene DNAJC10, whose product is annotated as DnaJ heat shock protein family (Hsp40) member C10. Gene Ontology annotation, molecular function: disulfide oxidoreductase activity. Lineage: Eukaryota; Metazoa; Chordata; Aves; Psittaciformes; Psittacidae. The record is from RefSeq and is a predicted model, not a curated record. Bases 501 to 2894 code for a protein of 797 amino acids. The transcript has 23 exons. Gene Ontology annotation, cellular component: endoplasmic reticulum. Gene Ontology annotation, biological process: protein folding in endoplasmic reticulum.
CGCUUCCCCGCAGCUCGCCCGGCACCGAGGUCGUGCCGGCGGGGAGGGGACCGCACGGCAAUCCCGCCCUGGCGGCAGUUCCUCGCCGCCCACCACUUCUCCCGACGCAGCCCGGGCGCCCCCCGGCCUCGCAGGGCUCUUACCUUCGGCCUCGCCGUGGUGAGCGAUACCCGGCGGCGCAUCUCCAGGCGGGUCGAGGGCGGGAGGCCCCUGCGGUCUGCCCGGCUUCAACUGCCGGGAGUGUCCGCCGCCUCCUUGAGGAGCAGCCCUCCGCCCCGGGAGGGUGCUGGCGCAGAGCUGCCGGGGCCUUUCGGAGAAAUGUCCCCCCGCGGCACUAAAAGCUGUAACUUUUGCAAGGCUUGUGACAUGAAGUAGGGCAGCCAGCAUUUGAAGAGCUCUGUCAUAAGUACAGCUGUAUCUCUGAAAGUCCACACAUUUGUUGGAGAAUCUUCCCAAAGCUUGCUCAAAUCGGAACCCGGAGACUUCCCAAAACCUUCAUAAUGGAGUUCUUGGUAUCCAAAGGAGACUGUGUUAGAUGUUCCAAAAAAUCUUUAUUGCUACUUUUAGUAUGUGUAAUAGUUCUUGUGUGCACUGAUCAGGACUACUAUAGUUUACUUGGAGUGUCCAAAGAAGCAAGUAGUAGAGAAAUACGACAAGCAUUUAAAAAACUGGCACUGAAGUUGCACCCUGAUAAAAAUCAGAACGAUCCAAAUGCACAUGAAAAUUUUUUGAAAAUAAAUAGAGCAUAUGAAGUACUUAAAGAUGAAGAUCUACGGAAGAAGUAUGAUAAAUACGGAGAGAAGGGUCUUGAAGAUCAGCAGCAAGGAGGUCGUUAUGAAAGCUGGCACUAUUAUCGCUAUGAUUUUGGUAUUUAUGAUGAUGAUCCUGAAAUUAUAACACUGGAUAGGGGAGAAUUUGAUGCUGCUGUUAACUCAGGAGAAUUGUGGUUUGUGAAUUUUUAUUCUCCUCGAUGCUCCCACUGCCAUGACUUAGCACCUACGUGGAGGGAGUUUGCUAAGGAGAUGGAUGGAGUAAUACGCAUUGGAGCUGUCAACUGUGGAGAUAAUAGAAUGCUUUGCCGAAUUAAAGGGAUUAAUAGUUAUCCCAGUCUGUAUGUUUUCAAAACUGGAAUGCAACCAGUGAAAUAUUAUGGAGAUAGGUCAAAGGAGAGCUUAAAGAACUUUGCCAUGCAAUAUGUUACAAGCGCAGUCACUGAGUUAUGGUCAGGAAACUUUGUUAAUGCCAUUGAAACUUCAUUUGCUUCUGGUGUUGGUUGGCUGAUCACCUUCUGUGCUGAACGUGGGGAUUGCUUGAGUUACCAAACACGCCUUAAGCUAGCUGGCAUGUUGGAAGGUCUUGUUAAUGUAGGCUGGAUGGACUGUGGCACCCAGGGUGAGCUUUGUGAUAAUUUAGAUAUCUCAUCUAGUACUACAGCAUACUUUCCACCUGGAGCCACCAUAAAUAACAAAGAGAAAGGAGGUGUUUUGUUUCUUAGCUCCUUGGAUGCCAGAGAAAUAUAUCAGGAAGUAAUGAAGCAUCUGCCAGACUUUGAAAUGAUCCCUGCAGUAUCAUUAGAGGACCAUCUGGCUCAUCACCGAUGGCUGCUUUUCUUCCAAUUUGGAGAGAAUGAUAAAUCAAAUACACAGGAAUUUAAGAAACUUAAAUUUUUACUUAAAGGUGAACACAUUCAGGUUGGCAAGUUUGACUGUCUUUCCUCACCAACCAUCUGCAACAAACUGUAUGUCCAUCAGCCUUGUUUAGCAGUCUUCAAAGGAAAAGGCACUGGAGAUUAUGAAAUUCACCAUGGAAAGAAGAUCUUAUAUGACAUCGUGGCAUUUGCCAAGGAAAGUGUCAACUCUCAUGUUAUCACUCUGGGACCUCAGAACUUUCCUGACAAAGAGAAGGAACCCUGGCUUGUGGAUUUCUUUGCACCGUGGUGUCCUCCUUGUCGGGCUUUGUUACCAGAGCUGAGAAAAGCAUCCAAACAUCUUUAUGGUCAGCUUAAAUUUGGAACACUGGACUGUACUGUCCAUGAAGGGCUUUGCAACAUGCACAACAUUCGAGCUUAUCCAACAACAGUUGUGUUCAAUCAGUCUGAUGUUCAUGAAUAUGAAGGACAUCACUCUGCUGAGCAGAUCUUGGAGUUUAUAGAGGAUCUUCGGAAUCCAUCAGUGGUGUCCCUAACGCCAGAGACAUUUGUUGAAUUAGUUCAGAGAAGAAAACGAGAGGAAAUCUGGGUGGUUGACUUCUAUGCUCCGUGGUGUGGACCUUGUCAGGCUUUAAUGCCAGAAUGGAAAAAAAUGGCCAGGAUGUUAAAUGGAUUAAUCGGUGUAGGCAGUGUGGAUUGCCAAAAAUACUAUUCUUUCUGUCACCAAGAAAGCAUUCGAGGAUAUCCUGAAAUAAGACUCUUUCCUCAAAAAUCAAACACAGCUCAUCAGUAUUAUAGCUACAAUGGAUGGCACAGGGACUCAUAUUCACUGAGAGGCUGGGCAUUGGGAUACUUACCACAAGUGUCUGUAGACCUGACUCCUCAGAGUUUCACAGAAAAAGUUCUGAAUGGAAAAGAUCACUGGGUCAUUGAUUUUUAUGCUCCUUGGUGUGGACCAUGCCAAAAUUUUGCUCCUGAAUUUGAGAUCCUUGCAAGGGCUGUAAAAGGAAAAGUAAAAGCUGGAAAAGUUGACUGUCAGGCAUAUGGUCAGACCUGUCAAACUGCUGAUAUCAGAGCCUACCCUACUGUCAAGUUUUACCCCUACCAAGGAACAAAGAAAAGUGUUCUUGGAGAAUACAUAGACAGCAGGGAUGCAAAAGGUAUCGCUGACCUCUUGAAUGAAAAACUGAAAGCAAUUCAAGAUAAAGGAAAAAGAAAAAAGUCUAGAAAUAAGGAUGAACUCUGAGUGGUACUGGAGGUAGAUAUGAUUCAAAAUAUGCUGAAGCUGUGAAUAUAGAAGAUGCCAUGAGGAAAAUAGAAGGCUGAUUACGUUCAUGACAAGACUAAAGAGAUGAAAGCUAGCUUGAGUUCAUGGAUGUACAUGACUAUGACUUUUGUUAAACUGUGGGGAGAUGAAAGCAUUUUGAUUUUGGUGGAGGCAUUCAGUGUUUCUGCAAAUGAAUUCUGCAUGUCCCUCUUCUGAUGUACCAACUACCUUCUUCCUUGUCAAACAUUAGGGUUGACCAGAAAUGUGGACUUCUGCCUACCUGUUUAGUAGUUCCUUAUAUUUUUUUGUCUCUUUCCAAAUGCUUUUUGAAUGUGGCAUUCAGCCUGUGGCUGAAUAUGCACUCAAACCACUCUGCAAUACAGAACCACAAUGAGGGGUUGUCUAUUUGAAAGACAAAUAGUUUUACCUGGUGAUUAUUCUGCUUUGGGGUUGCAUUGUUGUCUAAUCAAUUGUUAAGAAAUAAAAUCAAAAACUGGUAGCAGGAUUGGUUUCCUGCCCUUGAGCGGA